Sphaeramia orbicularis (orbiculate cardinalfish) is the source of this 2427-nucleotide messenger RNA. RefSeq names its product tripartite motif-containing protein 16-like. The transcript has a single exon. The record is from RefSeq and is a predicted model, not a curated record. Bases 107 to 1765 code for a protein of 552 amino acids. Gene Ontology annotation, molecular function: protein binding; zinc ion binding. Lineage: Eukaryota; Metazoa; Chordata; Actinopteri; Kurtiformes; Apogonidae.
GAUCAGCAGAUACAUGUCAAGGAAAUGAGCUGGGCUUUGGUUUAGCAAAGAGCACCCACUGUUUAUCUGCUAGUCGAGAGUGAAAACUUUGUUGUCAAGUGGAGAAAUGGCACAGAACCGUCAAAAACUGACUUGUUCAGUCUGUCUGGACCUUUUUAAAGAUCCAGUGACAAUCCCAUGUGGACACAGUUACUGUAUGAGCUGUAUUAAGGGAUUCUGGGAGCACGAGGACCAGAAGACAACACACAGCUGCCCUCAGUGCAGACACAGCGUCACACCGAGGCCUGCUCUGGUUAAAAAUACCAUCCUAGCAGAGAUAGUAGAAGAUCUAAAGAGAGUUGGACCUGAAGCAGCUUCGCCUGAUCUCUGCUAUGCUGAACCUAAAGAUGUGGCAUGUGAUUUCUGCACUGGGAGAAAACUGAAAGCCUUUAAGUCCUGCCUCAUGUGUAUGGCCUCAUAUUGUGAAGAACACCUCCAGCCUCAUUAUGAUGUGGCUCCAUUAAGAAAGCAUAAGCUGCUGGAUGCCACCUUAAACCUUCAGGGGACGAUCUGUUCUCGUCAUGAUGAGGUGAUGAAGAUUUUCUGCCGCACUGAUCAUCAGUGUAUCUGUUACCUGUGUUUAAUGGAUGAACAUAAAGGUCACAUGACAGUCUCAGCAGCUGCAGAACUGGCUGAGAGGCAGACGGAGCUUAGCUCAGGUCGACAAAAACUCCAACUGAGUAUCCAAGAAAGAGAGGAACGUGUAAAGGCGAUUCAACAAGAGGUCGAGGCUAUCAACCACUCUGCUGAUGACGCUGUGAGGGAAAGUGAAAAGAUUUUCUCCAAUUUGAUUCGUUUCAUUAAGAAAAAAAGCACUGACGCAAAGCAGCAGAUCAGAUCUCAGCAAAAAACCCAAGUGAGUAGAGCUAAGGAGCAUCAGGACAAGAUUCAGCAGGAGUUAAAUGAGCUAAAGAGCAAAGACGCUGUGUUGGAGCAGGUCUCACACUCUGAGGAUCACAUCUAUUUUUUAAAUAACUACCCUUCACUUCCAUGUCUUAGUGAAUCUGCUGAUUUACCCAACAUCAAGAUCCAUCCACCGCUGCACUUUGAGUAUGUGAAGGCAGCUGUCUCUGAGGCCGCAGAUAAAGUGAAAGCUGUUCUGAGUGAAGAAUGGCUUAAAGUCUCAUUGUCAGUGAUUAAUGUGGAUGUUUUAUUGCCAAAGAAAGAGCCUCAAACCAGGCCUGAAAUUUUGAAAUAUUUUCGUUCAAUCACACUGGAUCCAAACACAACAAAUGUCCGUGUGUUACUGUCUGAGGGGAACAGAAAAACAACACUCAUCGGAAGUAAUCUGUUCUAUCCUAAUCAUCCAGAUAGAUUUGUUCACUGGCAGCAGGUCCUGGGUAGAGAUGGUCUGACUGGACGUUGUUACUGGGAGGUGGAGUACAAGGGACUGAUAAAUAUAGGAGUUGCAUACAAAGACAUAAGACGACAAGGAACCAGGGAGGAAUGUGGGCUUGGAUGCAACGAGAAGUCUUGGGCACUGGAAUGUAACACAGGUUGUUAUACAUUUGUACAUGACAAUAUCUCAACUCCAGUGUCUGGUCCUCAUUCCUCCAGGGUGGGGAUUUACCUGGAUCACACAGCAGGGACUUUGUCUUUCUACAGUGUUUGUAAAACCAUGACUCUCCUCCACAGAGUCCAGACUAAGUUCACCCAGGCUGUCUAUGCUGGGUUAUGGCUUCGACGCUGUGAGGGAGACACGGCUGAGAUGUGUGAUCUCAAGUAGACGAUGACUUUUGUUCACAACCUCACAGGAAAAAAUAUGAAUGUUAAGAAUAUAACAACAAGGCCCAUGAAAGUUCACAUUUGUACCUGUUCAGCCACUGUGGAGCAGGGAAAUAAGGAGAGGGAGUUUGACUUGUGAGUGCUUGAUAUUAUUUGAGUGUUCCAUUUCUUCUGUUUCUGCACUUUAUCCCCAAAUCGAACAUUAUUGUUUUGGGCAUAUUUAAACUGCUGAUUGUAUACUGUAUAUGAGAAAUGAUAAUUUGUUGUUUCAUUACAAGGGUACCUGUCACUUAAUGUUAUAGAUCAGGGUAUAUUUGUGCAAAAAUGUAUAUUAUCAUUGGGAUUUGGAUUUUCUUUUUAGUUAUGUUGCAAAAACAGCAUAAGUGUAUUUGUUUUUACCUACAGUGUGGAAAGAGGGGUGGCCAAUAUGUUUAACAUACUCUAUAGCCCAUUUAAUAUUUUCCAACAAAUUAAAUAUUCUUUUGAAAAGAAAAUAUUUAUCUUUAUUUCUUUUUUUAAAUUUAUUUUUGAUGUCUCACAAGGGAACUGUUAGAGAAAUAUGAUAUUAGACUAUUCUCUGUAAAUACCAGGGGCCUCAUGUAUGAAGCGUGGGUACACACAAAAACCUGGCGUACACCCUUUUCCACGCUCACGUUCAGAUGU